AUUAUAGUGAUGAUGGUAUCACAGAUGUCAAUAUUUUUUGUUUUGUUUUAUUAGCGACCAAAAAAAUAAUAAUUUCUUAUUGAAAAUGCAAUUAUGAUGAUGGAUUCGAUUUUGACGCCCAAUCAAGUUGAAGUAUCGAUUUUAGCUUUUGCCGGUGCAAGGGAUUUAUUAUUACAACAACAUUCAAGGGUCAAUGAAUCUUCGAAUGAUCAAUCGAAUAAUGGUGGUGAAAUACGAUUAACAUUGCAAUCAUCGUGGCCACGAGCAUAUGAUUUACGAAAAUUUUUAUGCCAAAUAAAGUGGCCACAACUCCAACCAAUUGAACAAACUAUCGCUAUAGCAUUGAAUCUAAAAUAUUUAUCGUUAAAUGAAUCGGUAGAAAUUAAUUCCGGUGAUACGAUUGCAUUGAUACCACCGAUUUCGGGUGGAUGAAUGAACUCUUUUCACAUUUUGGGUGAAGAAAAAACUAUCGAAAAAUUUAUAUUUUUUCAUUUCGUUUUUUUCGUGGAUGUCAA
This is a messenger RNA of Dermatophagoides pteronyssinus (European house dust mite), 515 nucleotides long. RefSeq names its product molybdopterin synthase sulfur carrier subunit-like. The record is from RefSeq and is a predicted model, not a curated record. Lineage: Eukaryota; Metazoa; Arthropoda; Arachnida; Sarcoptiformes; Pyroglyphidae.